Molecule: messenger RNA, 1449 nt
Organism: Juglans microcarpa x Juglans regia
Lineage: Eukaryota; Viridiplantae; Streptophyta; Magnoliopsida; Fagales; Juglandaceae
Product: serine carboxypeptidase-like 40
Exons: 6
Coding region: 182-1432 (416 amino acids)
Biological process (GO): proteolysis
Cellular component (GO): vacuole
Molecular function (GO): serine-type carboxypeptidase activity
Source: RefSeq, a predicted model, not a curated record
UUCGUUGCAUCCUACGUUGCUUGCGGCCUCUCCUGUAAUGUUCUGUCGAUCGAGUACUAUAUAUACACCAUAAAAACAACAGUCUUUGAAUAUAUAUCUGAACCCAUUUUACUUUUUCCAAUACUAAUUAUAUUAAUAAUAUUUUCUGAUCUCUUCAAAUUGUUCCCAUAUAGGUAGUAGAAUGGAAGGUAGUAAUCGUACUGUUCUUUUGUUGUUCUUUCUCGUUCUUUCAUGCUUUGUGGCUCAAACUCAUGGGAAGCAGAAAGAACAAGGUAUCCCUCUCUACAAAUAUUCCGGGUUCAAGCCCAAGUCAUCUGGGGCACUCGACGCGAGUCUUUUUGAGGAAGAAAAGGAUGUCAAUCCAGAUAAUAUUCAUAUUCCUCAGGAGGGCUCCAAGGAGGGUGACAAGAUCGGGAAUCUGCCUGGACAGCCUCCGGUGGACUUCUCUCAGUAUGGUGGAUAUGUUACGGUGAAUAAAGUUGCCGGCCGUGCGCUUUAUUACUAUUUUGUUGAGGCUGAUGAUCAGCAUAAGGCUUCGUUGCCUCUCCUUCUUUGGCUUAAUGGAGGCCCAGGUUGUUCAUCUUUGGCAUAUGGAGCAAUGCAAGAGCUCGGACCAUUCCGCGUGCACAGCGACGGCAAAACACUUUUCGCAAACCGAUUUGCUUGGAAUAAGGUUGCAAACGUUCUGUUCCUGGAGUCUCCUGCCGGGGUAGGGUUUUCGUACUCGAAUACAACAAAAGAUUAUGAAACGCGAGGGGAUAAAAACACUGCAGAAGAUAAUUAUGCGUUCCUGGUGAAUUGGUUAGAGAGAUUUCCAGAGUACAAGAACCGGCCUUUCUAUAUUUCUGGAGAAAGCUAUGCUGGCCAUUAUGUUCCUCAGCUUGCACAUACCAUCCUCCACCAUAACAAGAUGCAGGCUACAAAGACCAUUAUCAACCUCAAAGGAAUCAUUAUCGGAAAUGCAGCAAUCGAUGACGAAACUGAUAACCGGGGAAUGUAUGAUUUCCUUGCGUCCCAUGCUCUCGUCACAGAUGAGGAUGCCUAUAACGUCAACAAUAGUUGUGAUUUUGCAUCCAAUGCCACCACUCAAAGUAAAGAGUGCAUUGACUCCUACGAUGCAAUCAACGAUGAUGUUUCCUCCAUCGAUAUCUAUAACAUCUAUGCUCCUAGUUGCUUCUCUCCCAACAUCACUGAGAAGCCCAAGAAAGCUUCUAUCAUGAUGCAAAUGGAUCCGUGCAGCGACUAUUACGUACAUUUUUACCUGAAUCAGCCUGAUGUUCAAAGAGCUCUUCAUGCCAAUGUAACGAAGCUUACACACGACUGGGAAGCAUGCAGUGAUAUCAUAUCAAGCUGGGGAGAUAGCCCGCCAACUCUUAUUCCCCUUCUGCAGCAACUCAUGGCCAAUGGACUUCGAGUUUGGGUUUUCAGGUAGAGAAAAAACAAACAAUA